GUCGGUACGCUUUCUGGCGUCGCUGAGGGUGAUGCUGGGGGCACCUACAUGGCUACAGCCCUUUUCUUGUCGCCCGCUUUCAACGUCAACCCAUCCCUUGCUCGAGCACAGUGCGCUUCAUCAACGUACCUGCUCGCUGACGCCUGCUGCAUUUGCGCGUGCAGCAAUUCCUCUCCCCCUUUAAGCCCCGCACUGGUGCCUCUCUUUGCUGACACCACUUUUUUCACGGGUCUUGGCUUACACUCGCUGCGGCUCGCGGGUCGUGGCUGUGGGCUCGCAUUGGUUCCUUUCUCGUUUUGGCCUCGCGAAUAGCCGCACCAUUUCUUCUGCAGCCAACUCGCGCCACCAUUCCAAACGCCACUCGUGCUUUGCACCGCACAACACGUCACGCGUUGCAAUCCCCACGCUGGUCCCGAGCGUCACAAAGGGGCGCAGCGCCAACCGAGGGCGACACCAACACGCCCCGCUCCCGCGGUUCCCAGUAUGCUGCCCAGCGCAGAUCCUUUGCACGCGCUGAGCACUCCCGCCACCCCACAUUCCAGAGAUGCCAUGGGCCGCGCUAAAAUGGCCCCCAUUAGCGCGGGCGACAUGGCUUCGCCCACACCAGACACGGUCGCCACCUCGCCUUGCGUAAGCAAGCCCUUUGGUGAGAGCUCAACGGCCUCCUCGCCUUUUUCCUCAACCAAUUCCACCUCGGAUGCCGUGCCCGACUCGACCACACUCUCCUCCCCCUUGCGCCCCUGCUCUCCAGAGCCAGGCCCGUGCGCUACCUUGGCCGACAGUAGCCAGCACAGUCCCAGUAACAAGGACGCAACGGCUGCCGCCACCCUUUCGUGCCAAGACCAAAGCUUUCUCCUCACCCCACAAAAGAUGACCGUGGCCGGCCCAGACCUGAUCAUCUCCCCGCGCAUGCUGGCCUCGGUAACGCAUACCGUCUCACCUGUCCCGGCUUCGGUCGACGAACUCGAGGCGACACUCUUCAAAUCCAAUUCCCCGUCCUUCUCCGAUGCCACCCCCGACGAUGCCUCGGAGAGCACGGGCCACAGCAGCCCCGGCCCCGAUCAGGACUUGCAUCUUGGCCAUGUCGAUGAUCAGUCUGAUGUCCAGGCACGCUCUCGUCGCUCCCUCGAGGCCAUGAUCGAACGCUCCCGCCACUUUGAGGAGGUUCUUGCCGGCAUUAGCCGCCGCGUCGCUUGUCAAAUGCUUCGCCUGCAUACACACAACACGGGCGUGACGGUUCGCCUGCGCGCCUCCCGAGACCCUGCCCAGACGUCCGUCCCCCACACCCCGCCCUCCGGUACCCCCAACGCUCUUCAUGACGCCCCCUCGUUGCAGGCCGCUCGUCGCUCGCCGCCCACGCAAGCCGUUCUCGACGAGGCUCGUGCCAUGCGACGUCAGGCGCUCGAUGCAGGCAUUGGCCUGGAUGGCUCACGCUCCUCCAAGCGCAAAUUUGAGCGCAGCCUCGCUGCCCUUGAUCCUGACGCCACCGAGGAGUCGGAUGUGUCUGACAGCGAACUUGCGCGACACGUUUAUGCCAGUGAUGCGCGCCUUCAUGCCAUUGAGGUGCAACGGCGCGUCCGCCGACAACGAUGGCUCCAUGAGCGUGCAUCCUUUUGUGCCCAGGCCCAGUGGCUCCAGGAUCGUUUACAGCGUGUGGAGAAGGAGCAUCGGGCCGCUGUUCAGGCCCGCACCGCCCGCCAUCCCGCCUACGCCGCCGAAGUACAGACACGUGCCAGUCGUGAGCACGGCUGUCCCGCCACUCACCGCCGCAAGCUCAUCCGUGAUGUUCCCGUCGGUAACCUACCCGUGCGCGCUUCUCUGGACAAGCCCCUCCCGAGCUUUAGAAGUCUUGCGAGCACUGCUGCCAACUACGAUCCCGCGUAUCACCCCAUCUUGUCCGGUCCAGCCAACUUGCCACUGCCCGUCCUGGAGCACUGGCAGGCUCAGGUCACCCAAUUUACCACACGCGACCUUCGUCUCGCGCAACCCCGUGCCGUGAGCGGGGUGCCCGUGUCCGCCUCGGCUGGUCGCCGUCGUAGAUCCACUGCAGCCACGCCCAAUGCGCACUCGACGGAGGGCAAGCGGCGCGACUCUGCACGACGCAGUGCCCCUGAAACACCAGAGCCCACCACUAGCCGUUCAACCCGUAAGGCGGACACAUGCGCCCGUCGCCUAUCCCCCGGUGGCAACGGCGAGCCCGAUGCUUCCGCCAUCCUCGUGUCCUCGCUACCCCCGGGCUUUGUACCCCCUCGACCUGACCUCUCGGCACUUGAGCACAAACCCGUGGAGACGCCCCACUUUGCCCGUGGUUAUGACCUGCAGGCCCUGAUCCAACAGUCACAGCAAAAGCAAUGGGGUGUGCCGUGCGCAAGGACCUUGGCCAUAAGCUCGGUGGCAAAGCCACCCUCGUAG
This is a messenger RNA of Monosiga brevicollis MX1, 2412 nucleotides long. RefSeq lists its product as uncharacterized. The coding region runs from base 484 to 2412 and encodes 642 amino acids. Lineage: Eukaryota; Choanoflagellata; Craspedida; Salpingoecidae. The record is from RefSeq and is a predicted model, not a curated record. The transcript has 4 exons.